This is a messenger RNA of Aspergillus steynii IBT 23096, 1941 nucleotides long. RefSeq lists its product as uncharacterized. Gene Ontology annotation, molecular function: zinc ion binding; DNA-binding transcription factor activity, RNA polymerase II-specific. Gene Ontology annotation, biological process: regulation of DNA-templated transcription. NCBI's taxonomy places the organism in Eukaryota, Fungi, Ascomycota, Eurotiomycetes, Eurotiales, Aspergillaceae. The transcript is spliced from 5 exons. Gene Ontology annotation, cellular component: nucleus. Bases 1 to 1941 code for a protein of 646 amino acids. The record is from RefSeq and is a predicted model, not a curated record.
AUGACAUCCCGACUGGCAGCCUGUGAGGUCUGCCGGAAGGCAAAACUUGCCUGCGAUCACAAGUGGCCGACCUGCACUCGUUGCGAGAACAGCAACAAAACAGGCAUUUGUAUCUACCGAGUCGCCCCGUUCAAAAGGAAAAGACCGGCCAACCCUUCAUCUCCAGAAGUGUCCAAAAGAGUCCAUUUGUCCGGGAUUUCAUCGUCUUCCUUCAACUCUAGACCCAGCGUAUAUCCAAAUCCCGGGUAUUUGGGGUCCUCUAGUCACGCCACAAUCUUCGAACACAUCUCUUUAGAUGAAAGCGCUCCUACAGGGGAACCGCGCCCUUCUGAUCUGGCCCUGUCGGGACCACCAUGUCCCCAGCUAGCCGAUGACGGCUGUCUGCUUCGAGGAGCCGACAUUCUCAGGCAGCUUUUAAAUUCAUUUCCCUUGACGACCAUGAACGACCUCGUCAUGUUUUGGCUUGCAAAAGGAGCGAACCUAGCCCUUGCCGAACCAUUCACGAAAAACUGGCACUUGGCUUUCGCGAGCCGACUUCUCCGCAAUUCAGCACAGCCCUUAGAGUUUGCCUCUGAUACAAGCCUUUCGGAUUUCAUGGCACAGUUCGUGGGUAACAACCUUCGAUGGGAGGCUCUAGGUAUCUUUUUUUCAGCCGUGAACCGAGCUACGUACGAUAUCCCGUUCUUUCCCCGGCUAUACAUGACACGAGAAGAGCAGUAUGCUCUCCGUCAGCUUUGUACAAGACUCAGUGACGCUUCAUUGAAGAUUUCUCUGUCCCUAGAUUGUCUCAAUGACCUACAACUUAUUUUACAAUACGAAAAUUUCAUCAUACAUUCUAACGUCGAUGGUGCUCAAAGUUAUCACCCGUGGCGCAAACUUGGCGAUGUCAUGUCUUCGAUGUUUGCCCUUGGAUAUCACGAGAACGUCGAGACUAAGACAGAUGCUCCUCCUUUUCUUAUGAAGUUGCGCAAAACAGCUUUUGCUAGGGUCUACUCUGCAGACAAGAAUAUUGCGAUCUUUCUUGGCCGACCACCACGCAUGAGCAAACGUUUUUGUCAUUUUCAAAUCCCCUCGAGCUUUCCUGAGUCACAUGGUAAUGAAGCCGAAUGGAAUCCGGAGGCAAAGCCUAGCUACACGGAAGAAACACGCUGGUCUGCUCUUUGCGCUUCCUUGAAGGAAGAAAUCCUUGAGCUAGCCCGAGACAAGCAGCAUGCAUGCGAACAGAAGCUUAGGCCGUUUGCUGACGGAAACAGUGCAAUACAGGAUAGAGCCGAGGCUCAGUGGCGAGCGCUUCCUCCUCAAUUCCGACUAGAGGGUAGCAUCAGACAAUAUAAUCAAAGGUCUCCAUUCGAACGGGAUUUUCUGAUUAGUGCGCGGCUGAACCAGUUACAUGUUCUCUUUCUGCUUCGUCUAUUGCUAUUGGACACUCUUGUUGAUCCCGACACGUCGAUAGUUAUCAUCGCCGGAGAGAUGCUUGCUCUGGUCGUUGAGAUUAUCUUAAUUCGCGACCAGCUUACGAACUCUGGCACCGGACUUAUUUGGAAGAUUGCGCACUAUGGCCUACCUGCUGCUGGUAUAGUCCUGCUUGCGAUGCUCAAACAGCGAACUUCACCACUACCGCUCGGUAAAUCGAGGACAAAGAUAUUACAAGACCUCAGCAUCUUUGUUGCAGAGAUUCAGAUAGGGGCAAUUGUAAUCGAGGCAGAUCCAAUCUACGGGCUGAUCACCAAGGCUACACAGACAAUCCAACGGUUUCUUGAAUCCUUUUAUUCCGAACCACUACACCCCGCACCAGAAACGACGACAGCGGAUGAUCAUCGGGUCGACGAUUGGGCAAGUGUAUUAGGGCAAGAUCUUUGGGAUUUCGAGUCUGGAUUCUGGCAAAACCUGGCAGAUCACCCUUCACUAAUGGCUUUUGACUCUGAUUUAACAGAGGCCUAG